AUGCGCACAAAAUCGGCUCGAAAACCCGAAAAAUGUAGUUUUGAAGAGCAACGAAUCCCGCCACGAAAACAAACCUUACUUCCACGGUACCGCCUCUUUCAUCGAUUCGCGUUCAUUUUGGCGUUCGCUUGGAAGAUUCGUAAAUGUAACACGGGGAAGAUGGCUCAGUAUUGUGGGGAUAGAAGGUUAACUUUCAGGUAUUAAUGAAUAGAGGAGUUUUAUUUAAGAAACUUGAGUUUUUGAGUGCUUUACAAGCCAUAAAAUAUGGGGAAUAUAGGUUUUUAGGUAACACUUUGAGAUCUUUGCUUAUUUUUCAAGGUUCUUGGGUUUGUUGUCGUGUUAUAUUUUUACCAUUGCCUUUGCUAAUGUCUAAAUAUGUGUUUUCAGUGUUAAUUUUACCGUGCUUUUCGGCUGA
Messenger RNA from Bursaphelenchus okinawaensis, 415 nucleotides. The record is from the annotation of a GenBank genome assembly. Lineage: Eukaryota; Metazoa; Nematoda; Chromadorea; Rhabditida; Aphelenchoididae.